AUGCGUUAUCAGUCCCUUGCGGCAGCUAUGAACCUCGGGUCAGCAGUUCUAGCUCUCCAUACCCAACAAUUUCCCGUCAGCACUACUGGAGAAGCUGGCGGUCGACCCUUGAAUAUCGCCAACCCGAACAAUGAUAAACUACAUUCAUUUGGUUUCGGUUCGAAAAUCGAGCAAUGGAGUCUUGACGAAGGCCCUGCCGAGAACGCGACAGGGAAUUUGAUCUUCGACACGGUCCACUCACUCUUACAACACUGGCCAAACACUCGAUAUCGUAAUGGACAUAACAUAAUACCAGGAACAAUUCCAAUAGGUACUUUACUGUAUCACGGCACCACCCGCAAUGCGAUACCCAGUGAGCCCGAGUGGACCGCUACAGACCCAGAACAUUCUCUUGCUUUUGCUCGUGGAGAUAAUACUGGCUGGCACCUUACGCUGGCAGCAACGCGACCUCUGAAAGUUUUGUACUUUGAUGGAAGUAGUGCUGCUAAGGUAUCCGAGGGUACAAUGGAUAUACAGGAUAUAAUAGCCUGGGGAGAAGUGCAACCUGAGCGCGUCUUGGAUGAAAAUUCACGGAUUACAGAUCUCUGUAGGUGGGGAAAGAAGUUCGGAAUCGACGGUUUCGCAAGGAUGGAAAUGGACUUUGAAGUUAUGUUGUGUGAUUUUACGGCCGGUGUCGAAGUAGUAUCUUUCCUGCAUGUCCGGGUCUUAUGGAAGGACAACAACAGGGACCCUCCGAAAAAUCGCCGUCCUCUCCCACCCAGUCCUGAACUCUGGAGUCGCAUGGUUGAAGCCAUGCACUCCGGCUCAUGGCACAAUCGCUACCCGGGAGAAUCUCGCAUUGUGCUCGACCUGGCCGGUCUUGUCUCACUGUACGAUAUCGCAUUAGCACCUUCCCUCGUCCCGGUUCGCGCGGGGCUUGAACGGCGGGACCACCGGGUGUUCGGAAUAUCACCAGAAGACAUAUCGCAGUUGAUGAGAAAGCUCACCGAAGUCAUCAGUCGACCAGACCCGGGCAGCGGAAUAGACUGGAAGGCCCUCACCCACGUCAUCGUUGAUCGAUAUGCGGAUCGGCUCGAGCUCGUGCGGCAUCUUCUCAAUUUCACCCCAUCAGACCCGCAAGAACUCCUUCAGCGAGCAAAGCUCGUGCAGACCCAGCUUCGCGUUAUGCUCGCGCCAUAUCUAUUAGAUGCCACCGUUGUCCCUAGCGCAGAUACUCCGGGCCUACAUCCAUUGCAGUGGGCAUCCCCAGUGUUCAGGCUAUGUGCCACAACACAUACUACCAGCGAUGACAUAUCAAAACGCCUGUUGCUCAAGUCCAUCGAGGACACAAUGAGAGAAAUCUGUCGUGUCACUACGAACAUAUGGGCUGUUGGUGUCAUGAGCGGGUUCGACACUCUUUUCCCCAUUGAACUUGAUGGGGAGCCUGAUGUCGCUCAAAUAAUGAAUGACUGGAGACAAGACACCCAAAAGCUGAUGUCUUGGUUAGACUGGAGUAUAUGGAUUAAAUGCCGACCUGCCUGCGGCCCAGAGGAAAUAUGUUAUCUUCCUACCUGGCCCCUUAAUGCCCCCACACCAUCGCCUUCGCGUGAACCUCCGCAGGACCCGCAGAACACUACCGAUGCACUAGCAGAAGUAAAUCAUCUUGCUGAUCAAGUCGGGCAUCCACCAGAAGGUUCAGCGAUUGCAGAUACGUUUUCCUCCAUUGGGACGCCGAUGGAGGAAUGGAAGAGACCUCAACCGAAGUGCGUCAGGCGCCUCCCGCCGUUACAAUUUUGA
This is a messenger RNA of Suillus fuscotomentosus, 1776 nucleotides long. RefSeq lists its product as uncharacterized. The transcript has 7 exons. The record is from RefSeq and is a predicted model, not a curated record. Bases 1 to 1776 code for a protein of 591 amino acids. NCBI's taxonomy places the organism in Eukaryota, Fungi, Basidiomycota, Agaricomycetes, Boletales, Suillaceae.